UCUUAUUAUUUCUUUUUUUAAAGGAGAUAUAAUAAUUCCAUAUAGUAAAGUGCAUGGUUCGAUGCACUUUAUUGUUCUUAUGUGUACAGUUAAAUUAAUUUUUAUAUUUAUUAUAUUUUAUUUCUUGAUUUUUAGAGAGACAUAGAUUUGCAGUUACAUUUAUUUAUGUGUGCAUUCAUUGGUUGCUUCUUGUGUGUGCCCCGACCAGAGAUCAAACUGCAACCUUGGCUAUGGGGACCACGCUCUAACCUACUGAACUACCCCACCAGGGCCAACGAGUUUGCACAUGUGUGCAGAGGCAGACAAUCACCACCCAGAUCAAAAUAUCGCACAUUUCAGGCACCCAGGGAUCUUCUCAGGGCCCCACCCUGUCCAUACCCUGCCAGUGUAUCACUAGAGAUUAGUUUUGCAAGUUUCGAAGAUAUUCCUUUUAUUUUUCACACAAACACCCAUAGUCAUUCAUAGCCGUUAGUCAUCGGGAGACGUCCUGCUUCAGGGAACGCGGUUUUUGCGGUCUGCUGUUCCUGUCUGCUGUCCACUCGAUGUUUCUUCUACCGUGGGAGAGUUCAAGUACCCCGGAAACUUCUGAAAAGACUGCAAUGAACGAACGAACGAAUGAAUGAAAGCUAUAGCUGCAACAGAAUGGGUGGCCAGUGGAAUGGCACCACGAGGGGCUCCUAAAGGGCAGUACUGAUUGGACGGUCAGGUGAUGGUGAGCGAGGUAAGUGGUGGGCGAGGCAGGUGGGGCGAUGUGAGCCUACCGCUCUGCGGGGCAGAGGCCCACGGCCGCCAUUUUGCGGGGCGGUCACGUGAGUGGACGCACGCUCGGCGGGACGCUCACGUGACUGGGGGCGUGCUGCAGCCGCCAGGGCAGACCCGGCGAGAGGCGGCGGAGGGAGCGGCAGUGAUGGACGGGUCCGGGGAGCAACCCAGAGACGGGGGGCCCACCAGCUCUGAGCAGAUCAUGAAGACAGGGGCCCUUUUACUUCAGGGUUUCAUUCGGGAUCGAGCAGGGAGAAUCGCGGGAGACACACCCGAGCUGGCCCUGGAGCCCAGGGUGCCCCCGGAUGCAUCCACCAAGAAACUGAGCGAUUGCCUCAAGCGCAUCGGAGAUGAACUGGACAGUAAUGUGGAGCUGCAGAGGAUGAUCGCGGCUGUGGACACAGACUCCCCCCGCGAGGUCUUUUUCCGAGUGGCGUCCGAAAUGUUUUCCGACGGCAACUUCAACUGGGGCCGGGUUGUUGCCCUCUUCUACUUCGCCAGCAAACUGGUGCUCAAGGCCCUGUGCACCAAAGUGCCCGAGCUGAUCAGGACCAUCAUGGGCUGGACGCUGGACUUCCUUCGAGAGCGGCUGCUGGGCUGGAUCCAGGACCAGGGUGGUUGGGACGGCCUCCUCUCCUACUUCGGGACGCCCACGUGGCAGACAGUGACCAUCUUUGUGGCGGGAGUGCUCACCGCCUCACUCACCAUCUGGAAGAAGAUGGGCUGAGGCCAGCAGCUGCCUUGGACUGUGUCUUUUCUGCAUAAAUUAUGGCAUUUUUUCCCAGGAGGGGUGGGGAUUGGGGGC
Molecule: messenger RNA, 1567 nt
Organism: Phyllostomus hastatus (greater spear-nosed bat)
Lineage: Eukaryota; Metazoa; Chordata; Mammalia; Chiroptera; Phyllostomidae
Gene: BAX
Product: BCL2 associated X, apoptosis regulator
Exons: 6
Coding region: 710-1489 (259 amino acids)
Biological process (GO): positive regulation of apoptotic process; intrinsic apoptotic signaling pathway in response to DNA damage; release of cytochrome c from mitochondria
Cellular component (GO): mitochondrial outer membrane
Molecular function (GO): protein homodimerization activity; channel activity; protein heterodimerization activity
Source: RefSeq, a predicted model, not a curated record